ACACUGCAGCCUCCCUCCUCCUCCUCCUCACACAGUUAUUUGGGAGUCAGACCACAUUGGGCAGCUGAAGAUGGAAGGUUACAAAACUUUUUUGGUUUUCCUUGUUUCUACCCUCUUGCUGGGAUUCCUGGGAGUGAUUUUUACUCUAGUUUGGGUUCUUCACUGGAGAGAGGGACUUGGCUGGGAUGGAGGAGCUGCAGAAUUCAACUGGCAUCCAGUCUUGGUCACCUCAGGCUUCAUCUUCAUCCAAGGCAUUGCUAUCAUAGUGUACAGAUUGCCAUGGACCUGGAAAUGCAGUAAGCUGCUGAUGAAAUUUAUUCACUCCGGGCUUCAUCUCACAGCAUUAGUCUUCACCAUUGUGGCUCUGGUGGCCGUGUUUGAUUUUCACAAUGCCAAAAACAUCCCAAACAUGUACAGUCUGCACAGCUGGAUUGGACUGACUGUUGUCAUCCUGUAUGCCUUACAGCUUGUUCUAGGUGUUUCAGUCUACCUGCUUCCUUUCGCCCCAAACACUCUGCGAGCUGUCCUCAUGCCCAUUCACGUUUACUCUGGUUUGUUAAUCUUUACUACAGUGAUAGCCACUGCUCUAAUGGGAAUCACAGAGAAACUAAUCUUCUCCCUGAAGGAACCACCAUACAGUAAAAUGCCCCCUGAGGCCAUAUUUGUCAACACUUUCGGUCUCCUUAUCCUGGUAUUUGGCGGCCUGGUUGUUUGGAUGGUCACUACACCAGCCUGGAAGCGCCCUCGGGAGCAGGACAUAAAAACCUUAAGCCCUACUGUAUUUUCUCCAGAGAGAACAGAGGAAGGUUCCACUGUCACAGAGAAGUCUGAUGUGGAGUUAAAUAGUGAAGCGGCCAGGAAGAGAAUCCUGAAGCUGGAUGAAGCAGGACAAAGGUCAACAAUGUGAACAGGUUUAGGCCCUGUUACUGUGGAUUUUGCUUCAUUCCUGGAAAAUAUUAUUUGGGAAUUCCAACAUUAUUCCUGCAAAACAACGCAAGGUUACUCAGUGUUUAUACACAGGAAUACAAGCCAGACAGGGACUGAAUGCGUUCAGGCUAAUUUAAUAACAUAGGUGAUAGAUUGUGGUACCUGUUGCUUCCAUUUUGUAACUUGUAGUAGGCUAAGUGAUUGAUAUUGCCUGUGUUAAAAGAUGUAAACCCUUGAAACAAAUGAAUGCUGAAUUGCUUGUGACUGAUACAAUUCAUUUGAAACAACAGCGCCAUCUGCUGUUCAGUUCUGUGUGCCACCCACAGUCGGCAGAACAUUAAAUUACUGAGCGAAGUCUUGUGAUGUUGCUCUGAGAAAUUUUAUAUUAAUUUGUUUUGAGGGUUUACUAAAUCGGCUCUAUAAACUGUGUAACAGUGGAUGUUUUCAACAGGUAUGCUCCAGAUCUUGUAGCGCAUAGCAACCAAUCAGAUGUUAGCUUUAAAGGAGAACAAAUCAUAUAAUUGAUGUGGGGUGUCAUGUUCGUAGUGGAUGACCUUCUACUUGGGGCCGGUGCAGUUUUCAUUUGACAGGAGCACCAGCAUGGGGUAUCAGUUAAUUUAAAUUGCAGGCCAUAAGCUAUUGCUGCUUUGUAUUUGCUAUAAGAAUGUAUAACACCCCACAGAAAUUCUUGCACCACACAGAUGAUUUUAGAUUAUUUUAGGGAUUCUGUAGCAUUACGACUGCUUCACUAACCUGGUAAAUGUUAAAGUGAAAAAGGUAAACUACACUUUAUAUAGUUUGUCCUGCCAAGAAUAAUAAAUAGGAAAGGCAUGAUGCAUUUUAUUGGAAAUAGUUCUCAGUCACACCUACGGUGGGCUAGUCAUAGCAGCACCAUAGUCUCAUUCUACUGGUGAAAAAUAGAAUUGUUUUUGGAGGAAAAAUUUGAUCAAAAAAUUGUUAUGGUAACAAAUGAAACAACACAUAUUUAAUAUUACUGUAAUAGAUUUUACCCCCUAAAGUCACUAUAUACGUGACAACACGAACACGUGAAAGGUUAAUGACACGCAAUGACAUUGUUUUGGGAUGCUGGGAAUUAACAGAGAGUGUCUGAUGCACACACAAGCAAUUGCCCAUUUAUCUGAUUUCAGCUAACUGACAUUAUUGUAUGUACUGGCCAAUGUAGGGGUCUGUUUUGAUAGACUGCCCUGACAUCUAAUCAAAUCCCAGUCAGUGUCUGUCAGAUGGCCUUAUUUACUGGUGUUUCCCAUCGGCCUAUAGAUGGCGGUAUCAGCAGAUACUAAAGGCGGGGCCCACGUCUCCUUUCUGAUCCACACACCAUGUUAUUUAGCCAAAUAUGUUAUAAUCUGAUAUAUAUAUAUAUAUAUGUAUAUAAGCCCUUAGCUACUUUAGCCUUGAUACAAAUACAAGUUCUAUGUGUGUGUAUGUAUAUUAUGUGUAUACAUACAAAUAACUCUUGGUGUCUAUAAUAGUGUCAUUCAUAUAUAGAGAAAGGAGAGAGAGAUCACCAUAGACAGUUGUUCCUUACUAGAGAAGCUACUAAGUACUUUGCAGUUAUGAUAUUAUGUAUACAGUAGAACCCCCAUUUUACAUUUUUCAGGAAACCAGGAAAAAAUUAUGUAAAAUUUAAAAUCAGGGAA
Xenopus laevis (African clawed frog) is the source of this 2585-nucleotide messenger RNA. RefSeq names its product cytochrome b reductase 1 S homeolog (gene cybrd1.S). Gene Ontology annotation, biological process: transmembrane transport. The record is from RefSeq and is a predicted model, not a curated record. Gene Ontology annotation, molecular function: iron ion binding; transmembrane ascorbate ferrireductase activity; oxidoreductase activity. Gene Ontology annotation, cellular component: apical plasma membrane; membrane; lysosomal membrane. The coding region runs from base 71 to 907 and encodes 278 amino acids. NCBI's taxonomy places the organism in Eukaryota, Metazoa, Chordata, Amphibia, Anura, Pipidae. The transcript has 4 exons.